This is a messenger RNA of Funneliformis caledonium, 361 nucleotides long. Lineage: Eukaryota; Fungi; Glomeromycota; Glomeromycetes; Glomerales; Glomeraceae. The record is from the annotation of a GenBank genome assembly.
GAAUCGGCUUGAACUUUUUCUUAACACGAACUUAGGGAAUCGGCUUGGACUUUUUUUUAAAACGGAUUUGUGGAAUCGGCUUGGACUUUUUCUCGAAAUGGACUUGUGGAAUCAGCUUGAACUUUUUCUCGAAACGGACUUGUGGAAUCGGCUUGGACUUUUUCUCAAAACGGACUUGUGCUUGGACUUUUCUCGAAAUAGACUUAUGGAAUCGGCUUGGACUUUCUCUCGAAAUGGACUCGUGAAAUCGGCUUGGACUUUCUCUCAAAACGGACUCGAAUCGGCUUGGACUUUUUUUCAAAAUGGACUUGUGGAAUCCGCUUGGACUUUCUUAAGCAAAAUUGUAAGUUUUUUAUUAUAG